Perca flavescens (yellow perch) is the source of this 1158-nucleotide messenger RNA. It is a transcript of the gene nrn1la, whose product is annotated as neuritin 1-like a. The transcript has 3 exons. The coding region runs from base 158 to 664 and encodes 168 amino acids. Gene Ontology annotation, cellular component: plasma membrane. Gene Ontology annotation, biological process: nervous system development; neuron projection extension. Lineage: Eukaryota; Metazoa; Chordata; Actinopteri; Perciformes; Percidae. The record is from RefSeq and is a predicted model, not a curated record.
GCUGCAGAGCUGCACCUCGGACAGGAGGGAAGCACUUGGACCAGCACUGAGCAGCGGGACAGCGUGAGUUGCCUGUUUUUCUUUCGGAAGAACUACUUCGGGAUUGCGGCGCAAGCCUUAAAACCUGUGAGCGCGGAGGACGACUUGUCGGCUCAGCAUGACAUCUCUGAUGAACUCUGCGUGCCUCUUCUUCUUGCCUGUUGCUCUGCUACUAAUGCAGAGCCCGUGCCCUGUUGCUGCCUCGUCAGCCAGAAGGUGUCACUCCAUCUAUAAGGGUUUCGCUCAGUGUCUGAUGGCUCUGGGCGACAGUCUCACGGAUAGCGCCCGAAAGAAUGAAGACACACAUGAGAUACACUCCAUCUGCAGGUCGUGGGAUGAGUUCCAUGACUGUGCCAACGUGGCGAUGGCCGGCUGUCCGGAUGAAGCAGCAGCUGUCUGGGAAUCUCUCCGUCAGGAAUCCAAGAAGAUGCAGUUCUCCGGAAACCUCUACGACAUGUGCUCCAACCGCAACAACUACCCAGUGGCCUCAGUCUCCCCGCACGGCUCUCCCAACCAGGAAGAGAUCAGCCAGGAGUCUCUAAGAGGGUGUGCUGACCAUCUGGCAGGCUGCCUCCACCUUCUCAUGCUCCUGUCUCCUCUGCUGCUGCUGUGGUUUUGGAUAUAGCUACCCCCAAAGAAACGGGACUGGUGUGAAUAGAUAUAAACUUUUGUGUAUUUUUUCUUCCCCAAGUCCAUAGACGUUCCGAUGUUUUUUUUCUCCCCGUCUGCUCUGCCAGGGGUUGAAUAUCAUGCAUAUUCUCUGCAUUUUAAUUAGUCUCUCUGUUAGAAACGCACAAAAUUCAUACAGAGAUGAUCAAUCACUGUACAAACAGACCUGCAAACACAUACAUAGUUAAACAGAUACAUACAGCAGUCUCAUGCCAUCUGUCUUUAUCCCCUUUCUCCCUAUGUCUAGUUAGUAUGAGCUUGUUUAUGAUCGUUCCAGGUAGAGUUAAGCUUCCUGAGAGUAGUAAGAGAGACAUAAUAAUAAAUAAUAACGUCCUUCUUGAUAAAGUGAUGAGGAGGCCAGAUGCCACGACCAGCUUAACUCAUACUUUUAUCAGCUUUAUAGUAUGAAGCAUUUGAUAGUUAUGUAAACCUAACAAACCUGGCUUGCUC